UCCUCUAUUAUGUAUGAACUUUAUCACACUUCAUUAAAUUUCCAGGUCUUCAAUCACCCUUCGUGUUCAUCUCACAUCACACCUCUCUCAUAUCCCAAUAUUCCCAACUUCACAAUCUUACAAGAUGUCGUCCACCAACAUCUUCUCCCUCGAGGCUCCCCUACCCUCAUCCAUCAAAACCUACCGAGCAGCCUAUGCUGAAGGCAGUCAGCACCCCGUGAGGGCCUUCAGCCCUUCUUCGAGCCCCCACAAAUACUCACAAUCGCACUUCGCACGGUCGCGAUCCUCAAGCCCAACGGAGGUAGCUCACAGUGAGCUGAAUGCCUCUAGCCGUCUGCCAAACCCGCGGCGAUUCUCAAAAUCGCAAAAAGCUAGGAUCGCGGGCUCCAAGAAAGAACCAGAGUGCAUUGAAGCACUCCAGGGUGAGGCUUUAGAGUAUCAUGAAUGCCUCCAAACCCUGCCAACCCUGCCAACCCUGCCACGGUCCGCACACAACUACCAACCCUACGCCCCACCCGCACCCCCUCCCAUCCUCCCCUGGACCAGGCACAAUCUCUACCAACAAAUCAUUAACAUCGCGCCCGCAGUAUUCUUAAGCUGCAAUCUAACCAACCCCGUGCAUUUGGCUAGUAUACUAGCGCAUGGGUGCGAGUGGGAUGUUGUGGAGAGUGUGGCGCAGGGUAUGACGCCUGCGGUGCUGAGUACCUCCGGGAGUAAGGUUGAGGGUUUGUUGGUCGGUGGUCUACUUCCGGAAGCGUUUGAGCUGCUUGAGGCGAUGUUUCGACGUAGGUACGGUGAAAAAUGUGAAAGAGCUGUGGAGGAGAUUGAUGUACGGGCUGAGGAUGGGAGUGUGGUGAUGGUGCCUGCAUAUGUGUUUCGGAAGGCUUAGGAUGGUCCGAAUGACUGGGGGCCCGUUGUUGCUGUCACUGAUACCCUUUGUGCUUAUGCUGUUGCUACGAUUGUGGAGGUUAGGUUAGGUGGCGCGAGUGCCUUCAGGCUUUGUAUUGACUUCA
This is a messenger RNA of Macroventuria anomochaeta, 1013 nucleotides long. RefSeq lists its product as uncharacterized. The coding region runs from base 125 to 889 and encodes 254 amino acids. The record is from RefSeq and is a predicted model, not a curated record. Lineage: Eukaryota; Fungi; Ascomycota; Dothideomycetes; Pleosporales; Didymellaceae. The transcript has a single exon.